Frieseomelitta varia is the source of this 3309-nucleotide messenger RNA. RefSeq names its product nanos homolog 1 (gene nanos). The coding region runs from base 184 to 699 and encodes 171 amino acids. Gene Ontology annotation, cellular component: perinuclear region of cytoplasm. The transcript has 3 exons. Lineage: Eukaryota; Metazoa; Arthropoda; Insecta; Hymenoptera; Apidae. The record is from RefSeq and is a predicted model, not a curated record. Gene Ontology annotation, molecular function: mRNA binding; zinc ion binding. Gene Ontology annotation, biological process: oogenesis; negative regulation of translation.
AAUCGUUGGUUACGGCGAUCGGUGCCGGUGACAUUCUAACUCGGCAGUUGAAUUUCGAAACUCGACUGUGCUGGAUCGGGACCUCUUGUUCGCUGUUCUACGCGAUCUCAGUCUCUUCGUCGGCGUCUUUUUGCGAAAACCCGUGUCUCUCUUAUUUUCAUUUUCACAUCGUUUGCCUUCACCAUGCAUGUCUCGCUCAUGCAGAAACUUCCAAUGCCGCAGGUAUCGAACUUCUUUUACCCGUUCAACACUAGCCUCGAAGAGGAGAUCAAGAGAUUGUUCGCCAAUUUCACGAUCGAAACUCAGAGCACACCUCCUCCGGAUGUCGAGGACGUAAUGGAGGAAUUCCGUCAUAAUGGGCGUGAUUUUGAAUACUGUCCAGAUCUGGACAAUGAUAUAAUACCAGAAACGACACCACGUCGUAAGAAGAACAAGAAACCCUUGCCCACAGAAUGCGUUUUCUGUAGAAACAAUGGCGAAGAGGAAGCUUAUUACCGGAAACAUUUGCUGAAAGAUGCUGAUGGCCGUGUUUGCUGUCCAGUUUUGAGGGCCUACACGUGUCCAAUUUGCGGCGCAUGCGGAGACGUAGCACACACAGUUAAAUAUUGCCCGAAGAGUCCGAAGAAUCCUGGAACGUUGACGACGGUGAACGCGUUCAAGCUGUUAAGAAACUCGAUGGGCAAACGACGCGUCAAGUAAAACGCACAUGGCGCUCGAACCACGUGUCACCAUCGUAGUGCCAUAAAACAUUACAAGUAUCUGUUGUAUUCUUUGAGAACUUCGAAGUGGUACCUCAAAGUUCAACGAUUCGAGUAUUUCGGUACCAUCUGCUGAUGGGUAAUCUUACCGUCGCCCAAGUAUUGAAAACGAAUGAAGUGCCUUACAAGAAUGUAAGUUCCAACUAUUGGCAACUAUUUGUGCAACAAAAUUGCCAUUACGUUCAGCAGUCGCGUUGGAAGCUUUUGCAAUUUCUUUCACUCGACUAUCUUUGAUUUCCUUUUUCUCACAUCGUAUUUAUUUCUUCUCAUUUCGUGCAAUACGUCCGGAAAGAAAAUCAGAGAAAGUGUGAGAAUCGUUCAACUUGUAACAUGAAUCGAGGAAGAGGCUGAAAUCCAAAGAUCUUAUUGCUGUAGAAAUUACAGGCUCUUAUUGUAGGAAUUAUUUAUAUAUGAAACGUGCCAUAUAUUCUCGCCAAACUUCUUUUUCCUGUAACAAAUUUCUUCCAUGCGAUAUUACGAAGAAAUAUUUAUUCGUAAGUGAAUAUAGUUUUACCGGUUUUCUCGAGCCAGCACUUCAUACGAGAAUUUCUUUUCGUUUUCCUUUUUCUUUCUUUUUAUUCAUAUAAGUUUACACGUAUUGACAAUAACGUCUUAAGAUUAUACUUCAACAAAUUUUUACGCCGAUGUGAAAACGAGUUGAACGUGAUUGGUUGAAAUACUGUGAUAAUGUCAAUAAGGUAAAAUUCUUUAAGAGAUUUUACGCAACAGCCAAUAAGUAUGACAAAAUUGAACUUAUCGUUUAGAAUUGUAGAUCACACAUCGAUCGUCUGUAAAUCGUUUAACAAAACGCAAAUUACGUUUUCCAAUCUUAAAAGUUUUUCGAGCGAGGACUUUUUAUCGAGACACGUUAAUUGACAGAGAGUACUAUAUAUUUAAUUGAGUUGAAAUGAAACGAUGCAAUUCUUACACUAGACAAUAAUUCUGACUUUAAGCGUUUAUGCAGUUUUACUUAUCUAUACCAAAUGUGUAACAUAGAGACUGCGUUUGUACUUUACUAACGUUUAUCCAAAGUCAUAAAAGAAGAGUAUUUUCUUUUUUCUUUUUUAAGGCUAAUUUCUCUUAAAACGAUCGACAAGAGGGACCAAUGAAUGAAAGUCUUUUUAAAGCGCAUACUUGAUCAUUCAAUAGCAAUUAAAUGUAGAAUAUACACGAAAGUUUACAGCUCGUUCAUGAUACUUUUAACUUUAUUAGACAUCGUUUUCGAGCAAUGAUCGAAAUAAUUGAAAUCAAGUAUUGAUCUUUAGGCUUACAUCGGUGAAACUGGCAGACUUGCAAAGUCCUCUCGUUCCUGUGUAUCUAGCCGUGAGUUUCGUUGGAAGUUUCCGAAACAGAGAUCACUCGUAAUGUUUACCUUUUUGUUCGGUACUUCGAUGACUGAUGGCUAGAUUCGUAGCUCUUUCCAGGCAGGCGGCUUUUUUUGUUUGUCGGUUCCACCGAUCUUCCUCGGGACGUGUGUUUCGUUCUAGACACCCAUUGCACGCUCGACGAGCGUGCCAAGUCGAAUCGAAUAAAGCACGUGUCGUUUGUCAUAUUUAAUCACGGAUGAACGAGCGAGUGAACGCAUUGGUUUCUCUGCGGCGAGUUCGCUUUUGAAAUUUCGGAUUGAAUUAGGCGAUAGUAUCGAACAUUUAGUAUAUCCUUUAUACUCCGUUUGGUAGGUCAAUUUCGAGUAAUCGGAAACUUCUUUCGUUUGCGUUGUAUGUAUAUUUUUUCAUAGCUAGUAGUAAUGAGUAGGUUUAACGUUAAUUUUCACAAAGGAGUUUUGAAUGGAAAUUAAUUAGUUAAGCUUAUGGUAUUUAACGAAAAUAUUUAAGGACAGUUGAGAAAAGAGAAAUUGUUUUCCCCAAGAUUUAAACUUUACCGACAGGUUUUACAAUUGGUAAUUAAAUAAUUGCACAAUUGUUUGUAAAAAUAUUCAUCCGCCAUAUUUUGGAUUACACCUGAGGAGAUGUAACCUCUUGGGCGGCCUUUUGGUCUUGAAAUCGUGUUAAUAUUUUUUUCGUGUAAUUUAAUAAUGCUUCCGAGGCGCUUGUUUGCACACGUAACGAGGUAGGAGAGAAAAAACAACUGCUCCUAUGCUCCUUGCAGUGUGAUAUUGUUCAAGUAUUUGCCCUGAGACCAAAUUUCAUAUCGUAACUUCCUAAUUGAAAUCUCGAGAGGAUAACGAGUUCGUAAAAAUGUGUACAUUUAUUAGAUUUGUAUUGCUGAUACUUUUGUAGCUACGUUCCUAUUAUAUAAUAAUUAUAAUAGCACUUACGUGUUAGGAUAUUAUUGCUUAUCGAAUAAGGAUGAUAAUAUUACUCUUGAAGACGUAUUAUGACUGUCGAAUAUAUCGCUCAAAUACUUUUGUACGAUAGAUUAUUAAUUGUAUUCUAGAGUGAAAAGACUUCACAAGUUCUUCCAAGAACAGGAUCAGAACAGGUGGUUCGUACAUUUUACCUUCGUCUUUAGUUUUUUUCUUUUUAGACGGUAAACUAGAGAUUGCAAAUUUAGAGAGCUUGUAUACCGAGUACUUUUCGUUACGUUUGUA